AUGAUUCCCGGCCGGAUUUGUAGACAACUGCCGAGCAUACUCGAUGAGAGAGUAAACUCUAGGCUGGCUAGUCUACCACAAACUAUCGGUGUAACACAAAUACUCAACUUGUUCGGGGAAGCAUUAUUGGGAAUUGGAGGGGAGACACCCAGUGCGCAGUAUUGUGAAACCUACUGCCGUGCGAACGCGUCUAUCGCAGCAUCGCAACCCCCAGCUUCUGAAACUUCUGCAGCUUUACCUUCCGCUCCACCAGCAUCGGCUCCAGUUGACGUCAGUUCAGGACAAGCGUCAGAAGUCGCCAAGGCACCCUACAAACAACGACACGCCGCUGGAAGAGGAACUCCAUUGCAUUUCUUGAAAAACAAUAAGGCAUGCGCUACAACUUUGCGCACGAGCACUCACUCAGCUCGUCCCGUUGUUCACGCUGCGCCCUCACGCCGUAAGAUGCCAUUCCGUCGUGGAGGAGAGCAAGAACCGGCGCCUAGCGCUCCAUCGGAGCCAUCUCCCUCAGAUCUGUGCGCUAAAUGUCCAGGUGCUACUGGUGGUGCAGAAGGUUCUAUGCAACAAUUUUUGAGGCUGCUUGGUAACCAACUUGAUAAGAGUAAGGUAGACGAUCUCUAUCUUUCACUACAACUGCUGAACACUCAAGCAAGUUCAAACGAUUUCACAAUUGAUCUCAAUGGCGAAUUUAGCCCAAAUGCGCAAGGAGGAACACCAUUUGGAGCUUUUCCAAUCUCGUUCCCCUCGCCUUAUGACAAUAAAAUGGCUGAAAUUAUUCUUUCUGACUAUACAAUUAACACGCUUCUAUAUUGGCUGCACAAGUGA
Messenger RNA from Strongylus vulgaris, 825 nucleotides. The record is from the annotation of a GenBank genome assembly. Lineage: Eukaryota; Metazoa; Nematoda; Chromadorea; Rhabditida; Strongylidae.